ACGCAGAACCGCGCGGCGCGGGCGGCGAUGGUGUCCGAGGCAGAGCACCGUCCCCUGGGUGUGUUUGAGUGUGAGCUCUGUGCCUUGACAGCUCCGUAUAGCUACGUGGGGCAGAAGCCCCCGAACACCCAGUCGGUGGUACCCAUUCCUGCCCAGGCUCUGGAUGCUUCAGAGAAGCUGCACCGUGUCCCCAGGGUGCCAGCCUCCUUCCUUUCUCCUUUCUUUCAGGAGUGCAGCUUGUUCUACUCCAAGAGAUUUUGCCUCCCUUGUGUCCAGAAGAACAUCAGUGCUUUUCCUCAGGAAAUUCGGCAAGACUUGGAGAAAAGGAAAGCUCCGUCAAAGAGGCCUUCCAGCCAGCCCAGUUCUCAGACAUGA
Messenger RNA from Propithecus coquereli (Coquerel's sifaka), 375 nucleotides. RefSeq names its product cysteine-rich, DPF motif domain containing 1 (gene CDPF1). NCBI's taxonomy places the organism in Eukaryota, Metazoa, Chordata, Mammalia, Primates, Indriidae. The transcript is spliced from 4 exons. The record is from RefSeq and is a predicted model, not a curated record. Bases 28 to 375 code for a protein of 115 amino acids.